This is a messenger RNA of Saccoglossus kowalevskii, 1251 nucleotides long. Its product is annotated as nucleic acid dioxygenase ALKBH1-like. The record is from RefSeq and is a predicted model, not a curated record. Gene Ontology annotation, cellular component: nucleus; cytoplasm. Gene Ontology annotation, molecular function: ferrous iron binding; oxidative RNA demethylase activity; broad specificity oxidative DNA demethylase activity. Gene Ontology annotation, biological process: oxidative RNA demethylation. Lineage: Eukaryota; Metazoa; Hemichordata; Enteropneusta; Harrimaniidae.
AUGGCUGCGCCCGGAGAAGAGAUUGAGUGUGACAUGGAUCCCUUCAAAAAACAAUACAAAAAGUACAAACGAAGGAAACCACCGCCAGAUUUGAGUGAAGUGAUCGAUUUCGAUCACCCCGACAGGUUCCCGGACCAGAUAUCUAAAUUUCCUCUGAGUAGCAGUGAUCAUUUCAAGAGAGAAGAACAAGUACUUAGAAGGUUUGGAUUAACACCAGUAGAUAAGUGGAAAGUAUAUAGUCUGAAGAAAUCACCAGGUCUCAUUUACAUUGUCAACCCAUUCCUUCCUGGUUAUCAACGAUACUGGGUCAAGCGGUGUCUGCAGGACUUUCCACGUGUGCCCAAUCUUCGCAACAUGGAUUUGUAUAUGGAAUUGGAUGAUUCUGAUGAUAUUUGGGAAUCUAGGCUCAGAAAUGUAGAACCAUCAUCGGAUUCCUCCACCAAGGAAAAUUUGCUGAGUAAACUGAGGUGGGUUACCCUUGGAUAUCACUACAACUGGAGUAAAAAAGAAUACUUUGGUGACAGAAAAAAGUCUGAAUUACCAACUGAUGUUGGUUUACUAACACAAUGUAUGGCUUCCAUCAUUGGAUUUCCACAGUAUAUUGCCCAAGCUGGUAUCGUUAACUAUUACAACAUGAGUUCCACACUUGGUGGCCACGUGGAUGAAGCGGAAUUUGACAUGACUGCUCCUCUUAUUUCAUUCAGCUUUGGUCAGACUGCACUGUACCUACUUGGGGGAAAAACUCGUUCUGUAAAACCAGAUGCAAUGUUUUUAAAAAGCGGUGAUAUAAUGCUAAUGUCUGGGGACUCUAGGUGGGCAUAUCAUUCUGUGCCAAGGAUACUACCUCCUCGAAAAAACAAUCCUGUGCCUGAAAGUUUUAAUACUACACUGAAAUCUGAUGGACUGACAGAUGAGCUGUUAAAACCGGAUGUUGAAGACUCCAGUGCAGAAGAGGCAACUGAAGUAAACAAUGAUCACUCUGCAGAAGAUCCUCACUUGGAUUUCUCGGACAAAAAAGAUUGUAGUCAUGGUACAAGUGAGAAUAUUGUAGACAAGAUCAAUAUAAGAACUUCAGCUUAUGAUUUGAACGAUACCAAAAACUUAUCUGAUGUGUUCGAUCAGUUUCAAGCUGACAUGGAACAUCUGACACAUGAAGAAAACUGGAAACCUUUCGCGGAAUAUCUCCCUGGGGCGAGGAUUAAUUUCAAUGUCAGACAAGUCAUGGAAGCUGGGAAAAGUUUCACAAGCUAG